AUGACAUGCAACUGGGUAAAUGAAGAUUAUUUUGCUAAUUUGAGGUGCAACGAUCGACGCGCGCACGGAGCAUUAGAGAUGCUAGUGAAUGAUUUGCAUACAGCAAAAGAGAGAACAGUAUCGACAUUUCUGUCUUAUUCUGGCUCGGAGGAUCUUCUUUGGAGUCUUGUGCAAUUACUAGGAAAUGACAUAGCAAGAGUGGCAGGCAAUGCUGCAUAUAUAAUUGGUACUGUGGCAGAAUUUGAACUGGGCUGCCAUAGAAUUAUCUCCCUUGUGAAGAGCCAGCCAGCUGGAGGCAACAAUCUGUUGUGUCAACUUACCAAGAUGUUGACCUCGGCUGACCACGAGAGUGUCAUGAAUGCUGCUGGGACUCUGGGCACACUGGCUGAAAAUUCCCAAGGUAGAAAGUGGAUGUUGUCAGAGCCAUGUAUCCAGCCCAUGCUUGAUCAUGUCACUGACCUGCUUCAUGUGGAGAACAUAUGGACUGCUAGCAAUGCUGCUUUAGUCUUAGCAAGGCUGAGUAUUUCAGAGGAAGGCUGUGCUUGUAUCUUAGAACACCUCCACUCACAGAACAUCCUUGUGAAUCUCAUCCAAGCGCUUGGAAUUGAUGAGGCAGGUAGAGGAAUGAAUGCAGCAUUUUCUCUAGGUCGGCUGUGUGAUAUUGGGGAUGGAAGACAGCGGUUGAUGAAUUUACCUGAAUCUGAAAAAAUGAUUUCCUCCCUGGUUGAGAUGCUCAGCUGCUGGGAUGCAGGUGCCAGUAAGAACGCUUGCUUCGCUCUCAGUUGCCUGGCGGGAGAUGUGGAAGGUCACAGCCAUCUGCUAAACUAUUCACACUCAGAUGAUGUUCUCAAGAUCCUCUGUAAGCUGCUCAGUGCUGAUGAUUCUGAGACAGGCUGGUUUGCUGCUAUGACACUUAGAACAUUAGCCAGUCAGCGUAAGGGAUGCUUGAGACUCCGCAGCUGUCCUGGUGUGUAUGAAGCAUUAAAGGAGGUUGAACAGCUUGAAGAUGUGAACUCAGAUAUGAAAGAGGAGAUAAUGAUUACACUGGAAAUUCUCAAGCCACUUAGUCCCCCAGAGGCCCCUUUCAUUAAAGUUCUCAGCUCAAGAUCUUGCCAUGCUAGUUGGAAUAAAGUAACAUAUAAUUAUGUCUUUGACAUACGGUACCAGUUAUUUGAAGGUGAUAGAUGUGUCUACUGUGGACCAGACUGCCAGUUUGAAGUUAACUCUCUUUUGCCUCAUCAAACAUACGGCUUCAAAGUUCAGGCAGUUAGCGAUGUGGAAGAAAGUAUUUUCAGUGAAAGUACAAUUGUGACAACAGAUGAGGACUUGCCUGAAGCUCCACAGAAUCUGAGAGUUCUUGGCUCAACUGCCACACAGCUAAAAUUUGGGUGGAAUCCACCAAACAUUGUCAAUGGAGUGUUAAAAGGGUAUUAUGUUUAUCAAGCAAAAAAUAUGGUAGAACAUACUAUGGAAUUAGCAUCAAUAAUAUCAGGCCUCACUUCCAAUACUGCCUAUGAGAUACAGGUUUGUGCUGCUACUGUCAAAGGAAAGGGACCAAAGGCAGUCUGUACAGGCAUCACUGCAGAGCUAGGAACUCAUGCUCCAAGCAAGCCACAAGUUCAGGUUCUUGGCAGAAGUGAAGUUCAUGUUUCAUGGGAACCACCACAGUUACCUCUGGGUCGGAUCACUCGAUAUGAUGUCAGCAUGAAUGGAAAGAUUAUUUACUCAGGGACAGAACUCAGCUGCAGUGUUCACAGACUGACCCCUGACACCGAAUACUGUUUCGUUGUCACAGCUCUGACAAACGAGGGCAAAUUUGACAGCAAAGUCACCAAGAAACGAACAGCUAAAGAUGAGUAUGAUCCAGAUAGACCGCCUCUCUACCAGACGCCAAAAAAGGAAGAAGAGUUACAAAAGGCACCAAUCCACAAGAAAACAAAACCAAAUGAUUCCAGAUCAGGCAGCAUCCACA
Messenger RNA from Candidula unifasciata, 1972 nucleotides. The record is from the annotation of a GenBank genome assembly. NCBI's taxonomy places the organism in Eukaryota, Metazoa, Mollusca, Gastropoda, Stylommatophora, Geomitridae.